Messenger RNA from Nasonia vitripennis (jewel wasp), 1666 nucleotides. RefSeq names its product protein RRNAD1. Lineage: Eukaryota; Metazoa; Arthropoda; Insecta; Hymenoptera; Pteromalidae. The record is from RefSeq and is a predicted model, not a curated record. Bases 27 to 1550 code for a protein of 507 amino acids. The transcript is spliced from 8 exons.
GAGGAACAGCUGUGCAGUGUUUAAAAAUGGCCGAACUCGGCAACACGCGUGCACACUGCCAGUGCAGUAUUUGCUCCGGAAUACGAGGGACCGUCGAGCAGAUUUUUCGCGCGCUCAAGAUUUACGGAUGGAUGCUGGACGCCUACGUUGUGGAUUUUUUCGAAGACGACCUCUGGCAAAAGUUACCGAGCGUCUGGAGAAGCUUUCUCGACCAAUUGUCACCGGACGAGCUGGGAAGAUGGAUACUCGGCGAGUCGGAAAACAAAAAGGUCUGGCCGCUAUCGCUCUUGGCUCUUCGUCGCUUCAUCCAAGUCGCAGAAAUCGGCAGGGACCACAGAAAACCGUCCACCACCCUGAAAUGCUCGGCGUCGACGUGCAGAAUCGUCGAGGAAAAUCGAGAAGAGAAUCCAGCGAAGAAACAGAAGCUGGAAGAGAAAAAGCCAACGAUCACCGCCAAAGACGGGCAGUUCGACAACCUGUUCGGCAAGCACGUGAAGCAGAAGAAACGCUACGAAAUCAACGUCAUGUCAGAGAUAGCAGCAAACUCGGCGAAAAAAGCCAACUGCAACUGCAUCGUGGACAUCGGCUCGGGUAUGGGUCACUUGGCUCGUGUUUUAGCCUACAGACACGAGCUGUCGGUCACGUGCGUCGAGCAGAACCGAUCUUUACUCGACGGCGCCAGAAAAUGGGAUGAGCAAUUGUCGGCGUCGUUAGCGAAGCAUUUACCGGACUUUCGCGAAAGAAAGCCGCGGCACGUUUCUCUCCUGGUAGAAGCCUCCUCGGAAGCCCGGAGACAAUUAGCGGAUCAAUUGACGCGAGUUUUCGGCGAGGACGAGGAUAAUAACGAUACCGGUUUCGGAAUCGUCGGUUUGCAUCCCUGUGGCGACUUGGCCGCGUCCCUUCUGAGGCUCUACGCGAACGAGGAAAGCGCCAGGUUUAUCUGCAUCGUCGGCUGCUGUUAUAUGAAGCUGACGCUGAGCGAAACAGGAGCCGAGAUCGGCUACCCGAUGAGUCGACAUCUGCGAGCGAUGAACGAAAAUUGCCGAUUGUCUUACGCCGCUCUGGAGGUGGCCUGUCACGCUGUGGAGAAACACUGCGACAAAUUGAAGACGAACAAUUACAGCGAUUUAAUUGUUCACGCGUACCGGGCUGUUCUGGAAUGCCUGUUGCUGGAGAAAAAUCCGAGUCUGCGUCACACGCAGCUGAAGAACACGAAGCUCAAGGAUGGCACGAGUUUCGAAGAGUACUGCAAGGCAGCGACCGAGAACCUGGAAAUCAAAGAUCGUCCGACGGAUGCCGAUUUCGACAGGGAAGAGGUGAAGAGUCGUCUGCAACAAUGGAAGCGAGUUUUAACGUUCGGUUCCCUGCGGUUAUUACUCGCUUCCCUCGUGGAAACAUUAGUCCUGUUCGAUAGAUUUUUGUACCUGUCAGAGCUGAAUUUAUCGCCCUCGUUAAAGUCCGAGUUCGACGCGCGAGUUUCACCGCGAAAUAUUCUUCUCGUGUCUGUGAAAGAAAGGACUGCCGCUCGGGAAUAUAAAGUGGAGCGAUAAAUAAAAUGGAUAUUGUUAUGCAUGGGAAUUUCUCGUUGCUUAACUUUUUGUAAAAGCUCUUAUUCAUCCACUUGUUUUAUAACUAUUGACACAAUAAAAGGUUUAUAUACUUGUAA